AUGGCACAUUUAAACAUGAUCCCGUCAUUUAAGUUUUUGUUUGUUGUAUUUGCUUUUAUCAUAAGUGGCUGUGCGCCACGCUCUAUAGAAGAUGACGAUGAAUAUUUUCAAUCAUCUCCGAGUUACAGAAACUAUGAAGACUUGGUGAUAUUAUUUAACAAAUUACAAACAUCAUACCCGGAACUCGCUAAAGUGUACUCGAUAGGUAAGUCCGUAGAAGGACGUCAACUAUUAGUGAUACAAAUUACACAAGGAAUAAAACAGAUACAUCCAGAGCGCCCAGCUUUCAAAUAUGUGGCAAAUAUGCAUGGUGAUGAGUCUGUGGGCCGAGAGUUGGUUAUAUACUUAGCACAGUACUUAUUGAUGAAUUAUGGGAAAGAUGAAAGAAUUUCAAAGUUAGUCAACAGCACUGAAAUUCAUCUGAUGCCAUCUUUAAAUCCUGAUGGUUUUGAUGCAAGUAAAGAAGGUAAUUGCGAUUCACUCCCACAAUAUGUUGGCAGAAGUAACGCAAGAAAUGUAGAUCUCAAUCGGGAUUUUCCCGAUCAAUUUGAUAAGAACAAGUCGAAUGAUGAUGAAUAUUUGUUCGGUGGUCGACAGCCGGAAACUCAAGCCUUGAUGAGAUGGGUUCUUUCCAAGCAAUUCGCGUUAUCUGGUAACUUACAUGGAGGAGCCGUCGUGGCAAGCUACCCUUACGACGAUUCGAGCACCGGUAGAGACUGCUGUGUUGAAAGUUUGACACCAGAUAAUGCCGUCUUCAAAUAUCUCGCGGGCGUGUUUGCGUCUAGACACGAAGACAUGAAAAAGGGUGACUCGUGUCCUGUAGAGAAGUUCAAAGAUGGUCUCAUUAAUGGGGCAUACUGGUAUUCUGUGAAAGGUGGCAUGCAAGACUUCAACUACCUUCAUUCAAAUUGCUUUGAGGUGACCUUCGAGCUGUCCUGCUGCAAGUAUCCAAAAGCUGAAGAGCUUCCAAAGUUUUGGUCGAUAAAUAAGGAACCCUUGUUGUCUUUUAUUGAGCAAACCAAUAUUGGUAUGCAAGGGUUCGUGGUGGACGAAGAAGACAAACCAGUAAAGAAUGCCCAAAUAAUGGUAGAAGGUAUCGAUCACAGUAUAAAGACUACGGAGUACGGCGCGUACUGGCGUCUCCUGCUGCCUGGACAAUAUAACGUGUCCGUGUCAGCUCCUGGAUACACAAACGCACCCCUACUGACAGUGACAGUGACAAGCGAGAAACCGUCAAUAGCUAACUUCACUCUGCACCGCCGACCGCGCUCAUUCACAGCUGUGGACUUCAACCACCAUAACUACCUGAUGAUGGAGAGAUACCUUCAGGACCUGGCGGAAUCUUACCCUCACAUCACCAAACUGACAAGUAUUGGGAAGAGUGUGGAAGGCAGAGAACUGUAUGUUUUGGAAAUAACGAAAGACCCUGGAAGGCACAUACCUGGAAAACCAGAGUUUAAAUACGUAGCUAACAUGCACGGUAACGAGGUGGUUGGGCGUGAGAUGCUCCUUCUCCUGGCCAAGUACCUCUGCCAGCAGUAUGCGAGUAACGACCUUCGCAUACAAACCCUCCUGAACACCACCAGGGUGCACCUGAUGCCGAGUAUGAACCCUGAUGGAUAUGAGCAUGCGAGAGUCAAUGACUAUAGCAGUAUCCAUGGCAGAGCGAAUGCGCAUGAUGUCGAUCUUAACAGAAACUUCCCUGACCAGUAUGGACCAACACAGGAUAACAAAAUACAGGAGCCGGAAACAGCAGCAGUAAUGAAUUGGACGAUGUCCAUACCGUUUGUGCUAUCUGCGAACUUGCACGGUGGGUCGUUGGUAGCCAACUAUCCGUACGAUGGCAACCCAGACAUGACCGAUGGACAAGAGAACUUGACACCGGAUAACGAAGUCUUCGUCCAUCUUGCUCACGUUUAUUCUGAUGCGCAUCAUACAAUGCAUUUGGGACAGCCAUGCAGAGGUCACAAUAAUGAAUACUUUCCAGGUGGAAUAACAAAUGGCGCUGAUUGGUACGUCCUAGCCGGAGGUAUGCAAGAUUGGAACUACCUACAUACAAACGAUAUGGAGAUCACUCUGGAGCUCGGCUGCUACAAGUUCCCUCCCGCCUCCGACCUGCCGACAUAUUGGGAGGACAACAAAGAGGCCCUCAUACAGUUUAUUGAACAGGUGCACAAAGGCAUCCACGGCUUCGUCCACAGCCACAUAGGCCACGGGCUGGGCGGCGCGGCCGUGAGCGUGGCGGGCGUGAGCCACACAGUACGCAGCGCGCCGCACGGCGACUACUGGCGGCUGCUCGUGCCCGGCACCUACAACGUCACUGCGAGUAAAGAAGGAUACGAAUCCGUUACGGAACAAGUGACAGUUCCAGCAAGCGGCUCCGUCAGCCUCAACUUCACGCUGAUGCCGGACGACCCGCAGCACUGGUCUUCUGCGUAUGACUUCCGCGUGUUAGACAACAUCGUGAACACGCGCUACCACGCGCCGCUGGAGGUGUACGCGAGCCUCGCCGAGGUGGAGAACCGGCACCCGGACGUCGCCGAGUUCCGCGCCGGCGACAGCCUCGACACCGCCAUGCUGCACGAGCUCAAGCUCACCAGUGACUCAGGUUCACCCGAAGAACAAAAGUUCCAUAUAGCUCUCAUCAGCAAUUUAUACGGUUCUCAGCCUCUAGGGCAAGAGAUGUUGAUAAACUUCGCGCGUCACAUCGCCACCGCAUACUCCAUAGGCGAGCCGAGACACAAAAAACUAUUACAAAACGCAGUUUUGCAUUUCAUACCUAAUCUAGACCCAUUGUUCAAUAAAAUGAUCAAGUUAUACGAUCACACAGAGAAAUGCGAUCUAGAGCCUUUAGAAGAAGAAUUUGCAGAUAGCCUUUACAACUAUCUGACCAAAAAAGAUAUUAAUCCACUAUCAAAUUAUACAAGGGAAAAGGCUUUCAUUCAUUUAUUAGAAGUAGAACAAUUCGAUUUGAUACUCAACUUGGGCUCUGGUACAGAAGACGCGAAUGUUCCAAACUUUUCCAAGGAAAUAUAUGAGAAAUAUGCGGAAAAAUAUCAAGAUAAUAGGACGCCUAUGACUAAAUAUACUUGUAAAGACACUUCUAUGGUGGCACAAGAGAAUCUUAUUGAUCUCAUAUUUGAGAGAUUCAAUACUCCAAUAGUGUCCGUUGGACUGAGUUGCUGUAAAAUGCCGCUUGAGAAGGACAUUGGAUGGAUCUGGAGGAACAAUUUGCAUGGAAUCAUGAAGUUUAUUGAGCAAGCCAAUACUGGUAUAAUAGGUGUAAUAAAGAACGAGUCGGGUGCGCCCAUGCGGCGCGCCACACUACGUGUAGCGGGCGGGCGCCGCGUGCCCGUGAGCGGGAACCUGGCCGCGUACCGCGCGCUGCUGCCGCCCGCCGACUACAGGGUGCUGGUGGAGUGCCAUGGGUAUGAGAAUCAGACGCUGACCUGGCGCGUGGUGGAAGGCCAGGUGAAGCAGAAGGACGUGGUGAUGCGGCGCCUCAACGCCGAGCGGCUGCCGGGCGGACAGUUCCAGGAUGCCCCUUCACAGAGGAACUCUGACACGGUCUAUAUUACAGGCCUGACCCUGGACCACAACAGCUCACCGCUGCCCCUCACCCAGAUCCGUGUGUACCCGGUGGAGGCCAAGCGCGGCGUGGCGACCGCCGCCAGCGACGCCGCCGGCCGCUUCGAGGCGCGCCUGCCGCUCACGUACAUGGGCCGCGAGGUGCUGCUCACCGCCAGCCGGGACGGGUACAUCACUAUCAGCAAACAUGUUAAGAUUAACGGUAGCGAAAAUGUAACGCCGAAUAUUGUGCUUAAGCUGGAGGAGGACGGCUACAUCCUGGGCAUGCCGCGCCUUGUGUUCGUCAUGGUGGCAGGAGUGGUGGGCGUGCUGUUGGUGACUCUGGGCGCCUGGUGCCUGAGCUGCCGGCGCCGCGCGCGCGACCAGCGCAGACAGUACGCCUUCUCACAGCUGCCCUCCGACGACAAGCGCCCGCUGUGUGAGGACGCCGCAUUUGAUAUUGUGAAAAAGCCGUACUACGACGAGGAUGACCUACCGCCAUCAGAGACGGACUCAGAAGAAGACAUAGUCCUCCUCAGUACUGACAAAAACUGGGUUCAAACGGAACAAAAC
Molecule: messenger RNA, 4140 nt
Organism: Brenthis ino (lesser marbled fritillary)
Lineage: Eukaryota; Metazoa; Arthropoda; Insecta; Lepidoptera; Nymphalidae
Source: the annotation of a GenBank genome assembly